CCCAGUGAAACUAUCACAGACAUCAUCAAAGUAGUGGAGCAGCAAGGAACAGAUGCGUGGUGGACCCUUCCUAUUGAACAACUGCUGUCAAAAGAGGCUGUAGCAAAGGCUGGUGGUCACGAUAUUUCGGAUUAUGUCAAGGGACAGGAUGUCCUAGACAUCUGGUUUGACAGUGGAACUUCCUGGGCUCAUGUUUUGGAAGGUGCAGAGCAAAGAGCAGAUACAUACCUUGAAGGAAAAGACCAGCUGGGAGGUUGGUUUCAGUCCUCUCUAUUAACCAGUGUGGCAGUAAGGAAAAAGGCACCAUACAAGACUCUGGUAGUUCAUGGAUUUACUCUUGGUGAGAAAGGGGAGAAGAUGUCUAAAUCCAUCGGCAAUGUGGUUGACCCUGAUGUCGUUAUCAAUGGAGGCGAAGAUCACACCAAGGAUCCUCCGUAUGGUGCCGAUGUUCUCCGCUGGUGGGUGGCAGAAUCCAAUGUUUUUACGGAGGUGCUGAUUGGGCCUGUGGUACUUAAUGCUGCCAGAGAUGACAUCAACAAGCUCCGGAAUACACUGCGCUUCAUGCUGGGAAACAUGGAUGGCUUCAAUCCAGAGACUGAUUCCAUCCCCCCUUCAGAGAUGUACAUAGUAGAUCAGUACAUGCUGCAUUUACUGCACGAGUAUGGCAACAAGGUUACAAACGCAUACAAAGAGUAUGAUUUUAGCAAAGUUGUCCGAUUACUACAAGCAUUCUGUUCCAGAAACUUGUCUAACUUCUAUUUCAGCAUAAUCAAAGACAGGCUCUAUUGUGAAGAAGCAAAAGAUCCGAAGCGUCGCUCGUGUCAAACCGUGCUAGCACAGGCUUUGGACGUCGUGGUCCGGUCCUUUGCACCAAUCCUUCCUCACCUGGCAGAGGAGGUUUUCCAGCACAUCCCUUAUAAGAAAGACUCAGAGGGUGUGUUUCGUACUGGCUGGAUUAAUGCAAGCUCAGCAUGGAAGAAGCCUGGCAUUGAGGAAGCAAUAGAAGGUGCUUGUGCAAUAAGAGACUCUUUCCUGGGGUCCAUCUCUGGCAAGAAUGCUUUGGAAUAUGAAGUCAUCAUUGUAAUUGAGCCUGGAUUGCUGUUUGAAUUAAUGGAGGCACUGCAGGCUGAAGAAACUUCUGCUGUUUCACAGCUGAAUGAGAUAAUGAUGGCUUCCCAGACAACCCUGCUGAGCGAGCUACCCAAAGAAACGCCCACAGAUGCAAACAUCACCAAAGGGACCUUUCUGAUUAACUUGGAAGGUGGUGGCAUCUGUGAACAAUCUUCAUAUAAAGUUAUAGCCCGACCCAUUGCCAAAGCCAAAUGUCCUCGCUGCAGGAAAUACACUUCCGAGUCCUCAAGCACUCCCUGCCCACGGUGCCUCAAUGUCCUUGCUGGAAAAGGGAGCAAGUGAAGACAAAAUGCCUGUGCAGAAGCUGCUCCCAAGUCCUGAGUAUGGAAGCCUAACAUAGCCAUGGCUAACCAGCAGGUCUGCAUACUGAAACCUGUAGAACCAGAUGCUUGAGCCCCAGUCUGACCAGAAGUAUCAUGUAUUUUGGGGAACCUUAUGUGUAUAUAUAUAUAUAUAUAUGUAUAUGUAUAUAUAUAUAUACACACCUACUUGUGUAUAUCACUUUCCAGCUUAAUAAAAAGGGUGGUU
Empidonax traillii (willow flycatcher) is the source of this 1659-nucleotide messenger RNA. Its product is annotated as isoleucine--tRNA ligase, mitochondrial. The annotation marks the transcript as partial. Gene Ontology annotation, cellular component: cytosol. Lineage: Eukaryota; Metazoa; Chordata; Aves; Passeriformes; Tyrannidae. The record is from RefSeq and is a predicted model, not a curated record. The transcript has 11 exons. Gene Ontology annotation, biological process: isoleucyl-tRNA aminoacylation. Gene Ontology annotation, molecular function: tRNA binding; ATP binding; isoleucine-tRNA ligase activity.